Dioscorea cayenensis subsp. rotundata (Guinea yam) is the source of this 1433-nucleotide messenger RNA. Its product is annotated as probable GMP synthase [glutamine-hydrolyzing]. Gene Ontology annotation, molecular function: DNA-3-methyladenine glycosylase activity. Gene Ontology annotation, biological process: base-excision repair. The transcript is spliced from 4 exons. NCBI's taxonomy places the organism in Eukaryota, Viridiplantae, Streptophyta, Magnoliopsida, Dioscoreales, Dioscoreaceae. The coding region runs from base 483 to 1382 and encodes 299 amino acids. The record is from RefSeq and is a predicted model, not a curated record.
AAUUUAAAAUAAAAAUUAAAAAAAAUUAUUUGUUUUUUAAAUUUUCAAUGCUUGUACAUAACGGUAAGCAACUUCCGGUGGAAGUUAUGUUCCCCCCACUCUCAACGGUUCACCAAACGAGGGAUAGUGACACCUUGCCUAAGCUGUCUGUUCUUCAUAUUGACUCUUGUGCCCCUACUUCAACCUUAAAAUUACCAAAUGUUGUACACCUCUUCCUAGAGAGAGUGUGGGCAGAAAUGGAAUUCUACUCGGGGCCGGUCAUUUUCAAAUCGAGAGAACUCCAUAGCAACCGACACGUGGAUGUAUCAACCUGUUAUAAACGGUAGCCAAAAUGACCGCCUUUUGUGCUGUUUAAACCCUCUGAAGCUCCCCACUUUCCUUCAUCUCUGGCAUUCUCUCUUUGAAAUUCUCUCUUGUUCCUCCGAGAAAUCCAUUGAUUCUGUGAGUUUCUGGAGCUAGAUCUGAGCUUGUUUUUGUUGAAAAUGGCCGGCGCUGCGACGGUGAGGUCCUCGGUGAAGCCGAGAUGCAAGCCACGGAAGGAGGUGGCCAGAUCUGUGCAGAAGAAGGAAGCUUGGAAGGAGGGAAGGGGGAUGAAGUCUCGGUUUGUGGAAACACGGCUUGAUUCUUCGUUCUCGUCUGAGGAUUCAUCUCGCAGUGGAGGAUCCUUGAAGAAGGGACCGGGAUUGAAGUCUUCUGUUAAAGCGGCGCUGAACUCCGUGCGUGUGCCGUCGUUAUCGUUACCAGUGCUGACCAUGAACUCGCUGAGGUGCGCUUGGAUCACGCCAUUCUCCGAACCUCUCUAUGUUUCUUUCCACGAUGAAGAAUGGGGAGUUCCUGUGCAUGAUGACCGGAAGCUCUUUGAGCUUCUGGUGUUGUCAAUGGCAUUGGCCGAACUAAGGUGGCCCGCUAUUCUUAGCAACAGAGACAUAUUCAGGAAAAUAUUUGACAAUUUCGACCCUCAAUCUGUUGCAAAGUUUGAUGAGAAGAAGCUAAUUACAAUCAGAACAAGUGGCAGCACUUUGCUAUCUGAACAGAAAAUGUGUGCAGUUGUUGAGAAUGCAAAGCAGACACUUAAGAUCAUUGAGGAAUUUGGAUCAUUCAAUCACUACUUCUGGAGCUUUGUGAAUCACAAACCAAUUGUAAAUGGAUUUAGAUACGCACGUCAAGUACCAGUUAAGUCUCCAAAAGCUGAGAACAUAAGCAAGGACUUAAUGCAAAGGGGCUUCCGAUGUGUUGGCCCAACUGUUAUUUAUUCAUUCAUGCAAGCAGCAGGCAUUGUUAAUGAUCAUCUAACAAGUUGCUUCAGGUUUCAAGGUUGCAUCUCAUCACAUGGCAAAGAGUUCAAACCAGCAGACAAUGAGACACUGAGAGAUGAUAAGUAAGACAUGAGAUGAAAUUUAUAAAGCUAGUUCUCAAUCAUGCAAUGUAUGUGU